Molecule: messenger RNA, 904 nt
Organism: Solanum pennellii
Lineage: Eukaryota; Viridiplantae; Streptophyta; Magnoliopsida; Solanales; Solanaceae
Product: 60S ribosomal protein L34-like
Exons: 3
Coding region: 83-427 (114 amino acids)
Biological process (GO): ribosome biogenesis; translation
Cellular component (GO): cytosolic large ribosomal subunit; ribosome
Molecular function (GO): structural constituent of ribosome
Source: RefSeq, a predicted model, not a curated record
UAUGCAUCUCCUUACCAAGCCUUUUCUCUUUUCGUCCAUUCUUGUCUCCAUUGCAGAGAAACGGCAAAACUUAUCGUAGAAGAUGGUUCAGAGACUUACGUAUCGAAAGCGGCACAGUUAUGCCACCAAAUCCAAUCAACACAGGAUUGUCAAAACUCCGGGUGGAAAGCUAAUUUACCAGACCACCAAGAAGAGAGCCAGUGGCCCUAAAUGUCCAGUUACUGGAAAGAGAAUCCAAGGGGUAUUUAUCCAGAACAAGCUAAGACUCAACCUUGGUUCUGCUAAAGGACAUAGUGACCAAUUACUGAGAAUGCAAGAACCUUAUUUAGUGUAUAUAGACAAACAUUUCUUACCCCAGCCUCUUCACACCUUCAAGCCCGUCUUUAAAAUAGAAGCAACAACUGGUACCAAAGAGAAGCGGCCAUAAAGUAGAGAGUCAUGACCUCGCAUUCCGCAAACAAAAAGAAUGGAGCUAAUGGUUUACAGAAGUGGUCAUCGUUUCAUUUUCCAGAUUAAUAGUGAAUGUGCUAUUGCUGGCCUAUGUACCUUUAAUUCCAGUUUUAGUGUAUGGAUAUAAAUUAUUUUUGAUCCUAGCCUCUCUGUAUCAGAUUGUAAUUUUAAAAUCUUUUAAGUGUAUUAUUUACAUAUACAAGAAAAAAUAGUAUGAAGCCUCCUCGAGUAUAUUAAAUUUGAAUUCUCAUGUACUAUGCUAGAAAAAAAUGUCUCAAUAUUUAAGCAUGAAAAUCUAGACAUGGAGAAGUUAUGGUUGAUGGAGUCUGGAUGUUUGGUGAGGGAAGUGAGGAAAUUAGUAAGGGGGUCAAAAAUUCCCAUUAGAUAUCUGUAUCCAUCCAUGAUUGGGUGAACUCAUGUUUGUCGGCUUAUAACAGUCCUAUUAUUUUUACUA